AUGCAAACUGAUAAUGGUAAGGAAUAUUAUAAUAAAGAAAUGAAUAAAUUAUUUAAAUCUUUAGAAAUUAAUCACUUCUCAACUUAUUCAGAUAAAAAAGCUUCAAUAGUUGAAAGAUUUAAUAGAACUUUGAAAGAGAAAAUGUGGAAAAUGUUUACUCAUCAAGGAAAUCAUAAAUGGGUUGAUAUCCUUGAUGAUUUGGUGAAAGGCUAUAAUAAUCAUUAUCACUCUUCAAUAAAAAUGACUCCAACACAGGCUUCAAAAAUAGAAAAUGAAUCGAUAGUUUACAAAAAUCUCUUUCCUUCAAGUGAGGAAGAAAAUACUCCAAUCAAAGCGAAAUUCAAAAUAGGAGACACUGUCAGAAUUACAAAAUAUAAAACUAUUUUCGAUAAAGGAUAUCUUCCAAAUUGGAGUACUGAAGAAUUUAAGAUUUCAGAAGUUUAUAUUGGUGAACCAAUUAUGUAUUCUAUUAAAGAUCUUGCAGAUGAAGAAAUCAAAGGAAAGUUUUAUGAAGAAGAACUCACAUUUUACAAUAAUAUCAAUGAAGAGUAUAAAGUUGAAAAAGUGAUAAAACAUAGAAAAUCUAAAGGAGUAAAAGAAGUGUUUGUUAAGUGGUAUGGAUAUCCAGAGAAAUUCAACUCUUGGAUAAAGAAAACGGAUUUAAAUUUCACAAGUGAAUCCGAAGGAGAUCCUUUAAAGAUCUAA
Messenger RNA from Caenorhabditis angaria, 705 nucleotides. Lineage: Eukaryota; Metazoa; Nematoda; Chromadorea; Rhabditida; Rhabditidae. The record is from the annotation of a GenBank genome assembly.